GGCCAUUAUUUGGAGGCACCAUGACCAAACCAGAAAAAGGAAACCUUUUCUAUGUUCCACAGCGUCCGUACAUGACAGUGGGUACUCUGCGGGACCAGGUGAUUUACCCACACAGCAGAGAAGAACAACUUAAGAAGGGAAUUCGGGAUUCACAGUUGGAGGAAAUCCUAGAAAAGGUACAAUUGUCUUACAUCUUGGAGAGGGAAGGAGGAUGGGACGCUGUGCAGGACUGGAUGGACGUCCUGAGUGGUGGAGAAAAACAGAGAAUUGCUAUGUCUCGACUGUUUUAUCAUCGGCCCCAGUUUGCUAUCCUGGACGAGUGUACCAGUGCCGUCAGUGUGGAUGUGGAGGGCUACAUGUACCAGUACUGUAGAGAGGUUAAGAUUUCGCUGUUUACGGUAUCGCACAGGAAAUCUCUGUGGAAGCACCAUGAGGUAAGACAUUCUAUUAGUCACAUGACAAACCAUGAUGUAAGACAAUCUAUUAGUCACAUGACACACCAUGCAUAACUUCAAAUGUAUUCUGUUAAAUCAAAACAGGUUUAAGUGCCGGGGGUCUUAUAUUUCCAUACCAGUACCUAAUGACUCUUUGUGUUUCUGAUAGACAGAAAUGUGAUCUCAAGGAUUGGGAGGGAACCUUAAGUUACACUGGUUUGUGAAAUAGAUGAUACAUAUUGAUUUAAUGAACCUUCCUGGACCAAUAGUAUACAUUUAUUGCUCAUACUUUAGGGAAUCACAAGUAAGGGAAAUAAAUAUUUUAUCAUGUCAAAACAAAUCUAAAUCAAAAACAAUAACAAAAGAGUAGAGAUGAUCAGGUUGACGCGCCAUUCUUGUCGUCUGCUUCUGUCAUUCGGAACUAGGUUGUGAUGACUCUUGAGCAUUUUCCUA
Mizuhopecten yessoensis (Yesso scallop) is the source of this 887-nucleotide messenger RNA. Its product is annotated as ATP-binding cassette sub-family D member 3-like. Gene Ontology annotation, biological process: fatty acid beta-oxidation; very long-chain fatty acid catabolic process; long-chain fatty acid import into peroxisome. The record is from RefSeq and is a predicted model, not a curated record. Gene Ontology annotation, molecular function: ATP hydrolysis activity; long-chain fatty acid transmembrane transporter activity; ATP binding. Bases 21 to 509 code for a protein of 162 amino acids. The transcript has 6 exons. Lineage: Eukaryota; Metazoa; Mollusca; Bivalvia; Pectinida; Pectinidae. Gene Ontology annotation, cellular component: peroxisomal membrane.